AUGCAGCUAUCAUUGACUCAAGCAUGCACCUGGAAGGGUCUGUUGCUGUUGGUGUCAUGCAUGUUCCUGUGGGUAUAUGUGACUGCCACACGAUAUGACAAGAAAUCCAAUGAAGAGAUCUAUGACAAUCUGCUUUCCUCUUCUCGUCACACACAUAGAGUUGCCCGAAAAAUGUAUAAAAUCUUAGACUCAAAGUUAACUGAGAGAGUAUGUUUUAAGAAUAAAAUAAACAAGAACUGCCAAACCAUUUCUACACAUUCUGUAAAAACUAAUGAAGAUCUUCUGAAAGUCAUCAUCAAUAUUUCAAAUUUCUGGACAUAUCCACUGAAAAUGCUCAUACCUGCAGUGUUGACUCAUUUAGAGUCUGAUGAUGGAAUGAUGACAAGAGCUGUAGAGCUUAACUAUGGAAAUAAAGUAGUUCUGGAGGGAGCAAACACUUUACUUAGUAGGAUUCGGCCUGGAAUUGAAGAAAAUAAUGACCCUGACAGGUGGUCAGACCUAAUAGAAUUGAGGUCCUCCAAAAAAAGCAAGCACCUUCUUGCAUUUUGUAAACUCUUCUACUGCCUACGCAAGGAUACAAAGAUGGUUACGUGUUAUCUCAGGGCUCUGAAGCAUGGCGUCAUCAAAAACAAGUGCUAA
Molecule: messenger RNA, 639 nt
Organism: Mus pahari (shrew mouse)
Lineage: Eukaryota; Metazoa; Chordata; Mammalia; Rodentia; Muridae
Product: prolactin-3C1
Exons: 5
Coding region: 1-639 (212 amino acids)
Biological process (GO): response to nutrient levels; positive regulation of lactation; female pregnancy
Cellular component (GO): extracellular region
Molecular function (GO): prolactin receptor binding; hormone activity
Source: RefSeq, a predicted model, not a curated record